AGGCGAUGGCGUUCGGGAACCUUGGCGGGAGGUCCCGGCUGUGAGGUCCAGCAUCUUGGCGGUUCCACAGCAGAUUGGUAAGAGGUCCGCAGCUUCAUUGCCUUUCCCAUAGCCAUGGUCCACUCUCCGGAGUUUGCAAAGGAGGCCUGAGGGUUCCAUGGACUCCUGGAUUUCAGCAAGAUCUCCCAGUUCUGUGUGUUUGAUGAGUCUACCUCACUAAAACAAGCUUAAGGGAAGGAAGCCCAGAGACCUCACUUUUUUCUGGGGCAGCUUCCUAAUGCUUUGGUGACAUCUUUGGAUCCAUUAUGCUUCUGUCUGGAUGAUUGCUGAAUGGUUGAGCUGUUCUUCUGGAGUUCUCUCCGUGACUUGGGUUCCAAAGCAAAUUGACAUUUAAAUCUUGAUGACUGGAAAGCAGAAAUGACCCAUUCCAUCAGGUUGUCCUUGAAAACCUGGAUUCGAAGAGAUUACCCUGGAUCUUUCAUGGUUCCGAGUCACAACACAUGAUUGAUUAAAUCUUCUUUUUACUCUAAAUACCCAGCAACUAUAACCCUUUUCUUUCCACUCUGUUGAGUUUUGAAGUGAUAACAUUUAGUGCUGUCUCCCAUUCCUUGGACCCCAUUCACUCUCCAAACCAUUGCAAUCCAAUUUCUGCCUUGCCACUUCAUUGAAACUGCUUUGGCAAAAGAUAACACCUUCAAAAUUGUUAACUCCAACGGAUAUUUUUAUCCUUUUUUUUUUUUUUUACUCUACUGCUUUAGAUGAUAUUGCUACAUUCUCCUUCUCUAAACUUCCUUUAAACAAAUAUACUUUCUUUGCUCUGUGCAUUCAUAACUUGUUUUCCUUUCUUAUUGACUGGUCCUUCUUAUUUGAGACUUUGUAUUAUCUCUUGAACCUUAAUUUUAUCCUUUCUCAUAUACUCAAACUCAAAAGAUCCUGUGAGCUCUACUUUCAAAAGGUACCUGAAUCCUACCAGUUCUUGUUACCACUCUAAACUACUAUCAUUCUCUCAUGAAUUAAUGGUACGGCCUUCCAAACAACAACAACAACAACAACAACAACAACAAAGGCCUGUUUUUGCUUUUGCCCCACACAGCAGAUUCGGUAAGUAAUAGCCAGAGUAGGUUUGCCUUGGAGGAGCCUAGGUGUGAUCUGCCAGAACAGGAGAUAUUGCAGAUGAGAGCUGGUGAACCCAGCAGUCAGAGGGACCUCAGCGUCAUCAAGGACCAACUAUAUGUGUCCAGCAUCGACCAGGUUGCUGGACAUCUGCGGAGCCUCCUGGAGGGAGAGUGUCACACCUUGGAGAGGAUGAUCCCCACCCUGCAGCGCUGCCUGGAAGAGGAAUAUACAGGGGCACCCCGGCCCUCCGAGGCAACCCUAGAGCCCACCCUGGCAGAGCUGAAGGAACAGAAGGCGGCCAUGCGACAGGAGCUGCAGGCCCCUCUGAGGCCAUCCUGUGUCUCCUCCAGCCACAGGCAGCAGCCCAUGGGCUCCUCCAGCCAGGGUCCCGGAGGAGGCUGGCCUUGCCCCCGUGGGGCUGCAGGAGGCUGGGCGGGGCCCCGCCGCGGCUGCCUGCCUGCCCCUCCACCGGAGCACUGCCCCGGAGACCUGACUGCCACCUGCUGCGGGCGACGGAGGCUUCAGUGCAGCACGGGGAAAAGGCCUGCGUCUACUCCAGUGUCCAGCGCGGCACCCCACGUCCCCACCUGAAGGGCUGGUCGGGAAGUAGGCUUCGGCUUCUGCUUCUGUUGGAACUCACCCCGUCUGCCGCUGCCACCUCUCAGCUGCUCUGGCCCAGCCUGCUUCAGAUCUAGUCUUGGUUAGGCCCUUGCCAGGACGCAAGGCUGUCCAUCUGUCUGGCCCUUCUUGCCCCACCCCCUUGCCAAGCCCCUGGUGUCUCAUUCUGACCAUCAGGGCCUUUAGCCUUUCUUCUUCCAGUCCUCCACAAAGGCCUGGCGGGCAGAGGUCUCAUCCCAGCACCGACUCUUGUCCCCCUGGGGGACUCAAACAAAGCACAGUGGCAGCUCAGAGACAGGAAUAGAAAUUUCAUUUCAAAUUUCAAAUUUCAAAACAUAAAUCAUAUUACUUUGCCAAUUUAAACUUCUACUGGCUUCCAAUAUUAUUCAAAGUAAAAUUCCACAUAAUGAAGUCUAUAUAAUGUUCAUUAAGGCUCUACUUCAUCUGUCUCCUUAUUCUUUCUCUGACAUCACUUCCUUCUACUUUCUUUCUCCAUUUGUAAUAUUUUUCAUCCGUACUGACCCCAUGUUGUUUUCCAAUCCAAGCACACUCAUAACUCAAGAACCUUGCAUUUGCUAUUUCUUUUUCUUGGAAAGCUCUAUUCCUAGAUAUUCAUAUGACUAAUCUUCUCACUUUAGAUCUUUGCUCAAAAUCACCCUAAAAGUGAAGCAUUUCCUAACCACGCCAUAUAAAAUAGCAAUGCUCUCCCUCCUCCAGACCUUAUUUGAUUUUUCUCAGUUGUACUUAUCUUCAACUUAUUAUACUAUUGGUGGCAGCUAGAUAUUUUGUCUUGACUUUUCUCCUAAGAUUCCUGAAAAACAUUUCUACUUAAUUGUUGUAAGGACACCUUGAAUGGACAUGUUCAAAACUUUAGCACAUUUUAUGCCCCCCGAAAUACGCAUUUGUAACCUGAACAAAACCUUUGGCAUCAUGCUUCUAUGUAGUUAUUCAUAUUCCUUUUCCACUUGUAACACUCUUUGUCAUUUGCUAAUUCCUACCCAUGCUGUAAGAUCAGAUUUCAUUUCUUGCAGUUUUUGUAUUAGCAUGAUUUCCACCCUUAGAAUGGUUAAUUGUUCCUCCUCUCUCUUUCUAUAAAACCUUGAGCUUAUCUUUAACCACUGUAUGUAUUGAAUUAUAACAAUUUGAUUUCUUUAAUUAUCUCUGUCCCCUAAUAAAUUAUAAUCUCCUUAAGGAUAGGGAUUGUGCUCUACAUAUCUUUCUGUUCCUAGCACCUUAGUAUUGUCAGCAGAGAAGGCACUCAAGGAGUGUUUGUUAAACUGAUUAGAAUUUUAAGGCAACGACUAGCCCAAAAGGGCAGAAGAGAAGGGAAACAGGAGGAAAGGAACUUUGUGCCCCAACCUGAUUCAUUACCAAGAUUAAUCUUUAUGCAACUGCAAAAACUUGAAGUCUUGGGGACUGGAAGUAGGGCAUAGGGGUAGAAAAGGAUUGGCAUGCGACAGAUGCCCUUGAAGAGAGGGAAGAUAAUAGAGGUAAAACAACAGAACCUCCUUCUCUUAAGUUUCACAGCACCAUAUCAGGUGGCUGGCCCAGCUUUAGUUGUCCUGUUGGCUGGUGGCAGAAAGAUAAAUUACACAACAAUGAAUUUUUACAUCCAGAAGUAUCUUGCAAACAGAAGGAAAAUAGAGAACAAUGUUAUGUUUCAGAGAAAUGCCAUGAAUGAACAAUAUAAUAACAAACUUUUAGUAUAUUUUAAAUUUUAGAUAAUUGGAUAAUUGAUUUCCUUUGAUGCAUGGCUGUUUUCUUAUCCUUUUCUGCCCAAUGGCAAAUAAAUAGAUGCUGAAUUGAGGCUUAGAGUAGAUAAUUCAGUGGUUGAUGUUUCCAUUCCUAGUAAUUAAAGAGUUAGAAUAGAAAAAUACUUCUGACUCCAAAUAUUUGCUUUUUUGUUUAAUCUCUUGCUUCUUCAGAAAGAAAUGUUUCCAAAGACAUGUAUUCAAGUGCUGGCUUCCUUCCUUACUAAUUAAUCACUUAACUUACUGGAUUCAGUUUCCUGAUUUUUUGAAAUGACUGUAAUAAUAUUUGUACUACCUAGCUCCCAGUGUUGUUGUUGUGAGGCUCCAAUGAAAACUAUAAAGUGCUACGUGGAGGUAUUAUUUUUAAAGUCACCAUAAAAACAGGAGACUAUCUAAUUGGUAUAUAUUGUCUUCUCACUUAAAAUUAUAUUAUUUGAUGUUUGGUAUUUUAAAAUGACAACAUUUACUUUAAACUAUUGUUUUGUUAUUAUUACUUCCAGAACAAGCAAUAUGAUUGAUAAAUUAAUUAUGAAUAUAUUGAAGCCUUUCUCUGAGACAGUGUCUGUCCACACUCAAAAACUCAGGGUCCACACUCAGAAGACCACACUGAACAUUUUCUUUUGUUUCUGCUGGUGGCUUAUGCUUCCUGAAUGGAUUCUAAGAAGGAAUUCUGUUAUAUUGAUUUACUCUUGUAGCAGGUUUGUUGUAUAGCCAGCUUGGAAUAUAGACAUGAUUGUAGGAGUUCAUAAUAUUUGUUAGAGGAAGCAGAUCUAUCUUUAUAAUAAGCACUUGGCAGAACAUUUUUUUUCAGGAGAAAAUAUUCCAAGUUUUUACUGGAUAUUAAGUGAAUUAUCAUUCAUUUACUCAUUCAACAAAUAUAUACUGAGUAGCUAUUAAGUGCCCAUGUUUUAGGCAUUUGGAAAUAUCUAUGAGUAAAAUAGAGUUUCCAGCUUCUUGUUUCAGUAGGGGGAGACAAACAUUAAACAAUAAAUAUAAUAAAUGAGUAUAUUAUGUAGUAUGCUAGAAUGUGAAAAUUAAUAUGGGGGAAAAAAGGAAAGCACGAUGACAGAGAUCCAGAGGCUGAACUUACACACUCAUUCAGCCAAAUAGUGAGUAUUUAAGUACAACUGCAAAGAAGGUAAUCUCUAAUUCAUAGUGUACUAGCAAUACUUAGAGAAAUCCAAAAUCUAGUUUGAAAACAUCAGCAAAGGUGGUGAUGAUAUGGGGAAAUGAGGCUAGCUAACAGAUUGCUAGUGGGUGUGUGAAUUAUUCCAACUUGUAAGUAACAUAAUCUGACAUUAUUUAUUAAAUUUAUAAUGAACAACUAUUUCACCAACUUCUGUGAAUCCAUCCUACAAAAGGGAAAAUAUUUGUAUAUAAGGAAUUUAUUCCAGCAUUUUCUGUUGUUGCAAAAGAAGGAAAAGGAGGUGAUUAGGUAGGAGCCAAUGCACAACUAAAGCAGAAGAUGAGCACCCAUCUGAAUAUUACCAAACAUUUAAUGAUAACUGAAUCCAUGAAAUUUCAUGGAUAAUGCCAGAGAAAAUAGAAUUAAAGAACAAGUAGGAUUUUAAAGCAGUAUAAUUUAUAUCAUUUAAGAGAUUAAAGAAGCUAAUGCAACCAGGAAACAAUGACAGGCUUAAAAAAAUUAGCCGAUUAGAGAUCAUCAAAAUAAAAAGCUCAGUAAAUGGGCUGAACAGUAGCAUAAUCAGAGAUGAAGAUUCAGUUAAUGAUUAAGAAGAUGGAACAAAUGAGUUUACUUAGAAUUCAGCACAAAAGACAAAAAGAUGAACAGUAUGAAAGAGAUAAUUCAUUUAGGUUCAAAAAUUGCUAUAUUCAUUUAAACGAUCUCCAGGAGUUUCCAGUUAUUGCGGAGUGAGUCACCACGAGCAGCA
Messenger RNA from Zalophus californianus (California sea lion), 5377 nucleotides. Its product is annotated as coiled-coil domain-containing protein 24-like. The record is from RefSeq and is a predicted model, not a curated record. Lineage: Eukaryota; Metazoa; Chordata; Mammalia; Carnivora; Otariidae. Bases 1174 to 1707 code for a protein of 177 amino acids. The transcript has 3 exons.